UUCUGUCUCAUACAGAGUCAGUCUGAAUCAGCUGGAGGUUGAAGACGAUGCUUAAACAAUAUUUUCAGUGAAAUAUUUCAUCAAGAAACAAAAACAAAUGGAGAAUAUAACAAUGUCAAAAGGGUUUGGAGAAAACUUAGCAUAUGAACAUGCUCAGGUUGUGCCAUUGACGAUAUUUGUUGCGGUUUUAUGUCUGUGUUUAGUGGUUGGUCACUUGCUUGAAGAAAAUCGAUGGGUUAAUGAAUCCAUCACCGCCAUUAUCAUUGGAUGUGUUUGUGGAAUCUGUAUCUUGGUUCUAAGCAAGGGGAAGGAUUCUCAUAUAUUAAGGUUUAAUGAAGAGUUGUUCUUUAUAUAUUUGCUUCCUCCUAUCAUUUUCAAUGCAGGAUUUCAGGUCAAGAAAAAGCAAUUUUUUCAGAAUUUUGUGACCAUUAUGCUGUUUGGAGUGGUGGGUGUUUUCAUUUCUGUGCUCGUUAUUGUGGUUGGUAGCAGGUGGUUGUUUCCGAAAAUGGGAUUUCUUGGUCUGAGUGGACGCGACUAUCUUGCUAUAGGAGCGAUCUUUUCGUCUACUGAUACAGUGUGCACACUUCAGGUGCUUCAUCAAGAUGAGACUCCUUUGCUGUAUAGCUUGGUCUUUGGCGAAGGAGUCGUAAAUGACGCAACAUCAGUUGUUCUGUUUAAUGCCAUACAAAAGAUGGAUGUGACCGGGCUUAAUACGAAGACUACACUCAGGGUUAUUGGAGAUUUCUUUUACUUGUUCUUGACAAGCACUGCUCUUGGAAUUACUACUGGACUUGUGACGGCAUUUAUACUUAAAACCUUGUACUUUGGAAGACAUUCGAGCAUUCGUGAAAUUGCUUUGAUGGUGUUAAUGGCGUAUCUGUCUUACAUGGUAGCGGAGCUGCUAGAACUAAGUGGAAUUCUCACGGUUUUCUUUUGUGGAAUUCUCAUGUCACAUUACGCAUGGCAUAAUGUGACCGAUAGCUCGAGAAUCACAACCAAGCAUGUAUUCGCAAUGAUGUCAUAUGUUGCAGAGACAGUGAUAUUUCUCUAUGUCGGUAUGGAUGCACUUGAUAUUGAGAAAUGGAAGAAUAGUAAGAUGAACUUUGUGGAUUCAAUGAGCAUCUGUAGCACACUAGUGAUGCUUGUAUUACUUGGACGGGCAGCUUUCGUGUUUCCUCUCUCUGCUUUAUCCAAUAUCAUGAAUAGAGGAAGAUCGUCAUUAAUCACUUUCCGACACCAAGUAGUCAUUUGGUGGGCUGGACUAAUGAGAGGUGCAGUCUCAAUUGCUUUGGCUUACAAACAGUUCACAAUCUAUGGAGUGACAUGGGAUCCCGUCAAUUCUACGAUGGUCACCACCACUGUCAUUAUCGUUCUGUUCACCACACUGGUGUUUGGUUUUCUGACAAAGCCAUUAAUAUAUGUUAUACUUCCACACGAUGAGACUAACCACGCCAAUCAUCGAGAAGAGAAGAUCCCGAAAAACGAUGAACGCCUGCCUUUGCUGUCACUCGGUGAGUCUGCGGCAACCAACCUCCAGAGAGCAUCAGACAGUUUGUCUAUGCUAAUAGAAAGCCCUGCAUAUACAAUACACUACUACUGGAAGAAGUUCGAUAACGCCUACAUGAGACCUGUAUUCGGGGGUCCUCAAGGUGGCGGUCUCGGUCCGUCCGAAUGCUAGGACUGUAUAACCUGACCAAGUUCUCCUAUAAGUUGCACACGAUGUUGAAUUGUUGAUAACGAGAGAUUUUGGGUGUAGUGAAAAGUUGGUAUAGAUUAUGCAUCUUUUCGGGUAGAUUGUAGUUUUUUCUAUAACGUGCGUAAUUCGACAAGAAUCAACUGUGUAUGUGAAGGUGUAUAAUAUUAAUAAACGUUUAGGAACA
Messenger RNA from Mercurialis annua (annual mercury), 1880 nucleotides. RefSeq names its product sodium/hydrogen exchanger 4. NCBI's taxonomy places the organism in Eukaryota, Viridiplantae, Streptophyta, Magnoliopsida, Malpighiales, Euphorbiaceae. Bases 98 to 1678 code for a protein of 526 amino acids. The transcript is spliced from 14 exons. Gene Ontology annotation, biological process: proton transmembrane transport; sodium ion transport; regulation of pH. The record is from RefSeq and is a predicted model, not a curated record. Gene Ontology annotation, cellular component: membrane. Gene Ontology annotation, molecular function: sodium:proton antiporter activity.